UCGCCUUCUGCCGUAUGCUGGCUCGUACAUGCCCUCCCUCCGUUGCUCAGUGCGGCUGGAAAUUUUAAAAAAAGACAAAAAUAAAUAAAAGGAUUUGCAAAACAGCAGAGGGGUGAUUUUUAGCCAGGAUCACAGAGUUGUAGGAUGGAAAAUCAUCCGGGUUCUUUGUGCAUUAACCCUCAUGAGCUAUACUUUCUGAGAAUGCAAAGGAGCAGAGAAAAGACGGAGAGGGACAAGAUGGAGGUACAGAAUCAGUGUAAGAAGAGGUUAAGGGUGUGUGUGGCGACAUGCAACAGAGCAGAUUACUCCAAGCUGGCCCCCAUCAUGUUUGGGAUUAAAUCCCACCCUGAAGAUUUUGACCUGGAAGUCGUGGUGCUUGGUUCACAUCUCAUUGAUGACUACGGGAACACUUUUCGGAUGAUUGAGCAAGAUGACUUUGACAUUGGCUCUAAGCUCCACACUAUUGUGAGGGGAGAGGAUGAGGCUGCCAUGGUGGAGAGUGUUGGGCUGGCACUAGUGAAGCUCCCUGAUGUCCUGCAGAGACUGCGCCCUGACAUCCUGGUUGUACACGGUGACCGCUUCGAUGCGCUAGCUUUGGCAACUGCUGCAGCGCUUAUGAAUAUUCGAAUACUUCACCUGGAGGGAGGAGAGGUUAGUGGUACAAUUGAUGACUCAAUCCGCCACGCCAUCAGUAAACUGGCCCAUUACCAUGCCUGCUGCACACGCAUGGCAGAGCAACACCUCAUCGCCAUGUGUGAGGACCACUCUCGCAUCCUGUUGGCUGGAUGCCCUUCAUAUGAUAAGCUGCUGUCGACUCAUCACAGAGAAGACUACAUGGACAUUAUCAAGAGCUGGCUGGGUGACAAGGUGCAGGAGCGUGAUUAUAUUGUGGCGUUGCAGCAUCCGGUCACUACAGACAUCCAGCACUCGAUUAAGAUAUAUGGUCUGAUGCUGGACGCACUGCUCUCCUUCAACAAGAAGACCCUCAUCCUCUUCCCUAACAUUGAUGCUGGAAGUAAGGAGAUGGUACGUGUCAUGCGAAAGAAGGGCAUCGAGCAGCACCCCAACUUCCGGGCAGUGAAGCACAUUCCCUUUGAGCAGUUCAUCCAACUUGUCUGCCACGCCGGCUGCAUGAUCGGAAACAGCAGCUGUGGAGUGCGAGAGGCCGGCGCAUUCGGCACGCCCGUCAUUAACCUAGGAACAAGACAAACAGGCAGAGAAACAGGUGAAAAUGUUCUGCAUGUCAGAGAUGCCGACACUCAGAAUAAGAUCUAUCAUGCUCUGGAACUGCAGUUUGGGAAGAGAUACCCCUGCUCUAAGAUUUAUGGCGACGGCAACGCAGUGCCUCGUAUUCUCAAGUUCCUGCGAACCAUUGACCUGGACGAGCCCCUCCAGAAGACCUUCUGUUUCCCCCCGGUGAAAGACCCCAUUUCCCAGGACAUCGAUCAUAUCCUGGAAACUCAGAGUGCUCUGGCCAUUGACCUGGGAGGAACCAACCUCAGAGUUGCUAUCGUCUGUAUGAGGGGCAAGGUUGUGAAGAAAUACACUCAGCCCAAUCCAAAGACUUUCGAGGCCAGAAUGCAUCUCCUGUUAAAGAUGUGUACAGAUGCCAUGCGGGAUGCUGUGUGCCUCAACUGUAGAAUACUUGGUGUCGGAGUGUCCACAGGCGGGCGUGUAAACCCACAAGAAGGUGUGGUCCUACACUCGACAAAGCUGAUCCAGGAGUGGUCUUCUGUGGACCUGAGGACACCCAUCUCAGACGCCCUACACCUACCUGUCUGGGUUGACAAUGACGGCAACUGCGCUGCUUUAGCCGAGAGGAAGUUUGGUCAUGGCAAAGGAGUGGAAAACUUUGUCACUGUCAUCACAGGAACAGGUAUCGGAGGAGGAAUUAUCCAUCACAAUGAGCUGGUUCAUGGCAGCACCUUCUGUGCCGCCGAGCUGGGUCACAUCAUGGUCUCACUGGAAGGCCCAGACUGUUCAUGCGGCAGCCGCGGUUGCAUAGAGGCUUAUGCAUCUGGCAUGGCCCUGCAGAAAGAGGCCAAAAGGCUGCAUGACGAGGACCUGCUUAAGGUGGAUGGGAUGGAUAUGAAGCUCUCGGAGCCAGUCACUGCUGCUCACCUCAUCAGCGCAGCCAGAAUGGGGAACUCCAAAGCUGAAGCAGUUCUGAACAAGGCCUCCACAGCGUUAGGUGUGGGCAUCGUCAACAUCCUCCACAUAGUCAACCCCUCACUGGUGAUCCUGUCUGGAGUCUUGGCCUCGUACUACCAGGCCCCAGUGCAGCGCAUCAUCUCAGAGAGAGCUCUCUUCUCUGCCCAAAGCAUCAAGGUUGUCACGUCAGACUUGGAAGAACCUGCCUUACUUGGAGCUGCUAGCAUGGUGUUAGACUAUGCAACCAGGAGGAUAUACUGAAGGGCGUAUGUGUAAUUUACAAAGGACUGCAAAACUACAAGUAUUAACUGUACUGCCUACAUCAAUGCGUAAACAUAUCUAUUAGACAUUUUCAAGGCAAAAGUGAAAGGCAAUGCGUUGAAACUAUCAAAAAGUAAGCACGAGUUUAAUAUAUUUUUAACAUUAUUUUGUUUCCUGCUUGUUGAUGACCGAAGCGAAUGCAGUUGUGCUUGCAUUGUCCACAGAUAUACACAUACUGGUUUUUUUUUUUUUCCACAUUGUAACUUGGAUACAAGUUUGAAGUGGGUCCAUUCCACAAUCUGGAAAUCCCACCCCUGUUUUGUACAGUGCCUACCGUGUAAUUAGGAUUAAAUGAAACCCCGGGACUUUUUUUGAACAAGGCAUCAGCUUUGAGUACUCAUACACAUAUCCAUCUUUAAGCCAAAACUACUCAUAGAGGGCAAUACUUAUGACGGCUCUAUCUGUAAUGUGACAUGUGUAGAAAGGAAAGUUUGUCAUUAUAGAAAGCUUGUUUCAGAUGUGACCAAAGUAUUGCUGAAACAUGCUACUGUAGCUGUUCUCACUCACUGUUUUUUUUGAGUUUUCUAUAAAUCUUUUAUGAACAUUCAUUCACAGUUUUAUCCGUUUUUAAGGCGAGUCCAUGUUACAUGUUACAUUUCCAUGCUUUGUUAUUAAUUAAAUAAUUUAAGAUCUGUUAAAUCAAACUGAAGUGUCUUAUAUUAAUGACCUGGUAAAGCAGCAACCACUUUAGCCUUAUGACUGCUAUAGUAUGAUGAGGACUUGAGAAUGAAUCUCUUGUCUGAAAACUUUUUUUUUUUUUACAUUUCAUGACAGACCUUAAGAUUUUAGCCUUCUGAAGAUAAUAUAUGAUUUGUAUGUAAUAUUACAUACCACAUGUACAUUAUAUGACUGUUAGUUUUUAGAUCAAUUUCUAUGUGAGCUCAUUGAUUUAUGUUGUUCCAAAUAAAUAAUCUGUCACGUUUAGAUAUUCUCAAGACUUACCUACAA
Molecule: messenger RNA, 3420 nt
Organism: Stegastes partitus (bicolor damselfish)
Lineage: Eukaryota; Metazoa; Chordata; Actinopteri; Pomacentridae
Gene: gne
Product: glucosamine (UDP-N-acetyl)-2-epimerase/N-acetylmannosamine kinase
Exons: 14
Coding region: 145-2412 (755 amino acids)
Biological process (GO): UDP-N-acetylglucosamine metabolic process
Molecular function (GO): N-acylmannosamine kinase activity; hydrolase activity, hydrolyzing O-glycosyl compounds; UDP-N-acetylglucosamine 2-epimerase activity
Source: RefSeq, a predicted model, not a curated record